Molecule: messenger RNA, 1137 nt
Organism: Phycomyces blakesleeanus NRRL 1555(-)
Lineage: Eukaryota; Fungi; Mucoromycota; Mucoromycetes; Mucorales; Phycomycetaceae
Exons: 4
Coding region: 1-1137 (378 amino acids)
Source: RefSeq, a predicted model, not a curated record
AUGGUGAACAAGAAACAGAACUACAGCAAACAGCGACUACAGGAAGAGUUGUCUCGUCUGGGUAAUGAGAUUGAAGAACUUCGAAUGGAGAGAGAGGAAUCAAAAAAGAAUGUUCUCCAUUUCGUACAAGAGGCAGACAUGGCCAGACAAGACCUUCAGCAUGCUCGGGAACAGAUCGCAAUUCUCUCCAGUAAACUAAACAAUUCAGAUCACAGUCCAGAUCUACCAUCACAAUCGAUUGAUGAAUCACAAGAGCACAAACAAAGCCAAGGGGACAAAAUCCUCCAAUUAGAGACCCUCCUUUCCCGAGCCACAGCUUCUCUAGUUGAGCAUGAAAAGGCGGCCGAAAUUCAUUCCAGGGACGCCCAAAAUGUAAUUGAGCUCACAGAUCAAGUAAAACAGCUAACGACUCAGCUGAAGGACUGUCAAGACACACUCGGUCGUUUAAACGAAUCCCAAAAGCUGAUCCAAGACGAGUUUGACCAAGCAAAGGACGAAAAUAGAGUCCUUCGACAGACACUAAAGGUAGAACAUGAGCGUGGAGAAAGACUGGAGAGUCAUUGGAAGUCAUCCGAGAAUGCACUCGAGCAAGCAGAGAUCAGAGUGGAAGUGCUGAAAAAGGAGAUUGAGGGUUUAAGGCAACAGCAGACCUGGAGUCCCAAGAUAGUUCAGUCCGACACGUCCAAAAUAGAAGCACUUGAGAAGUUGCAAAAGGCACUCCAGCAAAAAUAUCAAAUGAAUUUAGAGCAAUAUUCAGUUCUUGAACAACGCUUGGAGAAUGAAGUGAAAUCUCAUGCUCAUUGGAAAAAUGCAUACGAAGAAAAAUUAAAGCUCCUGACAUUACAUCAAGCAAGGGAAGAUGAGCAUAACGAGAUGUUAGAUCAGUCAAAAGUGCGUGAACAGCAUCUUCGAACAAUAAACAAGACAUUACGUGAUGAGAUUCGUAAAAUAUCGCGCAAUCGCCGAGAGGUGGUUAAUGUAGAAUAUCUACGCAAUGUUAUAUUAACAUUCCUAGAAAAGAAACAGACGAGGUCCCCGUCCUCUCAACCUUAUUACAAUGCUCCAAUGUGGACCAAGCGCACCUUUACAGCCUUGUUCGAAACAAGACAGCAUCAUAAACAAAUCAUUCUCUCCUAG